Messenger RNA from Trichoderma harzianum CBS 226.95, 975 nucleotides. RefSeq lists its product as hypothetical. The transcript is spliced from 2 exons. Gene Ontology annotation, molecular function: acyltransferase activity, transferring groups other than amino-acyl groups. The coding region runs from base 171 to 812 and encodes 213 amino acids. NCBI's taxonomy places the organism in Eukaryota, Fungi, Ascomycota, Sordariomycetes, Hypocreales, Hypocreaceae. The record is from RefSeq and is a predicted model, not a curated record.
CCUUUGGUUGACAUUUGACAUGUUGGGCGAGCUUAGCGUCGGCACAUCCACCAUCCCUCGCUAGAGUCAGAACGAUAUGUAUACUCGUGCCUGUAUCUUGAUCUUGUAGGUGGAUUGUAUUCGAUACUUUGCUCUUUUUGCUACUCACGGUCCCUACCGGUCUCUUCAACAUGACGAUACGUGUGCGCGAGUCUACAGAGGACGAUAUCCCCGCCAUUGCUCGCAUAGCUUCGGCGGCCUUCCACCCGGAAACAGAUGCCAUUGCAGCCCGGCUAUUUCCUGCUCGGCUCGCUGGAGAGGGCGAGGCCUAUUCCUGGCGAUAUGCCAAAAAGACGGCAAGCCUGAGUUCCACAGACACCAUCAUGGUCGUGGCUGUCGACGACUCCCUAAACGACCAGGUGGUGGGCUUUGCUCUGUGGGAUGUAUACAGACAGUCGCAGCCAGAAAAGGCGGCCAAUCAACCCCCGUCUGCCGCUCAACAACUGCCACCACCCUCGUUCGACCAGGAGGCGUAUGCAGAGCUCCGCGCUAUCGUUUCAGCCGACCACCAGGAGAUGUUCGGAGAAAGAGGCAUCAAGGACGUCUGGCAUCUUGAUUACCUCGGGGUGGACCCGCAGCAGCAGCGGAAGGGGAUCGGGAAGAUCCUUUUGGACUGGGGCAUCAGCCGGGCGGCGAGCGAAGGAAAGGAUUGCUAUUUGCUGGCGACGCCUGCCGGGAAGACGCUGUACGACAAGACGGGCUUUGAGGAGGUGAGGACGGUGCCAAUAUUUGGGGUUUUGCACACCUCCAUGAUACUUAGACACGGCAAAUGAUGAUCUGCACACGACAAGUACUGUACGAGUAUGAGCACACGACAAGCAGCUACGAGCACAAAUAUUCCACCCGACCUCUCACAAGACAUGGUGCAAAGGAAACACGGAAAUUAUUCCCCUAGUAAAAUUCACACUUUAGAUCGCAGUCGGCACUGGGCGGCGC